Messenger RNA from Carya illinoinensis, 2881 nucleotides. RefSeq names its product amino acid transporter AVT1I-like. The transcript is spliced from 4 exons. The record is from RefSeq and is a predicted model, not a curated record. Gene Ontology annotation, cellular component: plasma membrane. Bases 1485 to 2702 code for a protein of 405 amino acids. NCBI's taxonomy places the organism in Eukaryota, Viridiplantae, Streptophyta, Magnoliopsida, Fagales, Juglandaceae.
AGAAUUCAGUAGUACAAUUAAUCUUUUACUUUCUUUCAUUUUCUUUGUUGGUUUUGUUUCUGUUCUUUCUUCAUAUUUUUCGACCAAGACAUCUCCUACUCAAAAUUUGUUACAGAUUUACAUUUCUUGACUAUUAUUUUUUCCCUUUGAUUCUUGGUACCGGAUUUAGCAGUGGGUCAGAAGUAGGAAAUAAAAUCAACAACGCACCAUCCUCGAAUUCCUCCAUGUUUUCUUAUACUUUUUGUUAAGCAGACGUUUGAUUGCUUAGAAAACUGAGGAAAAUGCUAAAUAAUGGAAAAACAAAGAAAAACUGUUUAAACAAGAAAUUCCCUUUUAUACCCACUUUUUAUAUAUAGAAGAUAUAUAUAAUAUGUGCAUGCCUGCAAAAUACACGUGCCUCUUAAUUACAAUAUAUAUCAAUUACGCACGAUGCAGCUAUUGUGGAUAGAAGAUGUCCUAAAAAAUAAAUAAAUAAUUACACACGAUGCUCAAAAGCCAUUGACUAAUGAUUUUUUUUCUUUGAGCCUUGCAAUAAUUAAUUCCUAGACUCGUCUUAUCCCAAAGUUUUGAUUACCGAUCGAAGUAAAGAUUUUAGAAAUAAUUAAUUUAUUUGGGAAAAAAUACCUGAAAAACCGGAAACGAGAAAUGCUUGUUUGGAAUUAUGUGGUGUAAAAUACUCGAUAUCUCCCUAUCUUUUUUUUGAUAAGUAAAAGUAAAUUUUAUUAAUGAAAGAGGCAUAGCCUGAGUACACUAGAGGCAUACAAAGAUCAUGCCCAGUUACAACUAAGAACUAGAGAGAGAUACAAGCAAAGUAUGGAGAAUAUCUCCCUAUCUUGUUUGUGGAAAGUGGGGUCAUUUAAUAUAUAACAAAUUUCAGUCAUGAUCAGACAUUAAAACAAAAUUCAUGGCUGCCCAGAAAAAUUCAUGCCUAGCUACAAGCUAUAUAUGAGGCAUAUUUAAGAGCAAUAUAAUAUGGUAGGACCCAAUCUUAAUUUCCAUGCCCAUUACACUGAUCUAUAUAUGCAACUGCUCUCUUAAUUAUUUGAUGCCUUUUUCUAUAUAUCAUCGAUCGAUCUAUAUAAGCUUAAGCAUUCCCUCUAUAUAUAUAUAUAUAUAUGCCUAGCUUUUGCCAUUUGUUUCUUUCUUUUGGUUAAUUCUUUAUCACUUUUUAAGUAGAGCUUCCUAACUUUCCUUUUGAAUCUCAUUAAUUAGGUAUAAAUUAAUCAGUUCUGAAAUGGUAUAUUAUAUAUAGUACUGUCUAACGCAUGUGAUCUCAUAUAUUGUCUAUAUGCAUCCUUAACGUUCUGGUCCCAAAUUAUUUUCCUUUGUCGUUAGAAAGAUGCAGAAGCAGAUCAAGGUUCAAUUAUUUUUCAGCGCCAAAUCCGAGGAGGCUAAGGCUGCAAUCUUCCAUCUAUAAGAGUUUCAGUGCAGAAUCCGUCAAUCAAAGCCGGUUUUCUACAAUCAAUUUUCCAGACUGAAAUAUCAUGUCAAGUGACUUAGGGACACCACUAACUAGUCAAAGGACUGGAUCGAGUUCCUUGAAUGCAUGCUACAAUGUAACAAACGCGUUCUUAGGAAUCAGUUUACUAACAGUCCCUUAUGCACUCUCAAGAGGAGGGUGGUUGAGCUUGGUGUUCUUUUUCUUAAUUGCCGCUUUGACUUUUUACACUGGCAUUUUGCUAAAGAGAUGUAUGGAUGCUGAUCCAUCAAUUAGACACUACCUGGACAUUGCUGAACGAGCAUUUGGUAAAAGAGGUAGACUAAUAGUCUCAAUCAUCAUGAGCUCUGAGUUGUUCCUUAUUGGAAUAGGGCUUUUGAUUCUAGAAGUCGACAACUUAGAGAAGUUGUUUCCACAUUUUGCGCUCAAGAUUGGUACACUGAUAAUCAGUGGAAGAUGCUCAUUUGUCAUCAUUACAGCACUAGUUAUCUUGCCCUCUAUGCUCUUAUCUGACUUGAGUAUACUAUCUUAUGUCUCUGCCAUGGGAGUGUUUACUUGCGUUGUCAUAGUUGGCUCCAUUUUCUACGUUGGUGCACUUGGUGGAGUUGGAUUUCAAGCAAAGGGAACGUGGUUAAAUGUGGAUGGCAUUCCUACUGCAGUUAGCUUAUAUAUUGUUUGCUUUGGCGGACAUCCUGCGGUCCCUUCAAUAUACAUUUCCAUGCGAGAAAGAUGUAAUUUCAGCAAGGUUUUAUUGUCUAGUUACAGUCUCACAACGCUAACUUACAUGCUAACAGCUGUUGUGGGGUAUCUCAUGUAUGGAGACAACGUAGAAUCACAAAUAACUCUGAAUCUACCAAGUGGAGAAGUUGGUGCAAAAGUGGCUAUAUAUUCCACUUUGCUGAUUCCAAUUACAAAGUAUGCAUUAGUGAUAACCCCAGUUGCAACUGCCUUUGAACGUGAGCUAUCUACAAAUUACAAGAAUUCGAGACCUUUACGAAUGAUUAUCCGAAUCGUAUUGCUUACAAGCACAGCAAUUGUGGCACAUGUAUUUCCAUAUUUUGAGAACCUCAUGGCCAUCAUUGGUUCUAUAUUUGUUGUGGCAGCUUCAUUUGUACUCCCAUGCUUGUGCUAUUUGAAGAUUGCUGUUUCACUCAAUGGUUGGAGAAGUAAGUUUAUGGGUGUUGUAGCAAUAAUAGUAUUUGGAAGUGUAGCAGGAAUUUUAGGGACCUAUUCAGCCUUUGUUGACCUUUUACAAAAUGUUUAGAUCAUAUUCUGAAGUUUGUAUUUUCUUUUCAUAUGCAUCAAUAUGUCCUGUCAUGCAUGCAUCCUCCUAUUAUUGUAUGAGGAAAACAAGGAUUUGAUGAAUUCUUGAACUAUCACUUUUUUGUAGUAUGUAAUACAAACUAUAAAAUAAAAUGGCAAUUGCAAGUUUUGGUAGAUUAA